Molecule: messenger RNA, 3383 nt
Organism: Neltuma alba
Lineage: Eukaryota; Viridiplantae; Streptophyta; Magnoliopsida; Fabales; Fabaceae
Product: probable LRR receptor-like serine/threonine-protein kinase At3g47570
Exons: 5
Coding region: 1-3234 (1077 amino acids)
Biological process (GO): protein phosphorylation
Molecular function (GO): ATP binding; protein kinase activity; protein binding
Source: RefSeq, a predicted model, not a curated record
AUGGGAAGACCUUCUUCUUUUGUUUUCCUCUUCUUACUCCAUUCCUUCAUGGCCUCCUUAGCUUGGAGUGAUACAAAUAUCACUACCGACAAAUCUGCACUUCUUGUCUUUAAAUCCUUUAUCACUUCAGAUCCACACAAUUUCUUAGCUAAUUGGUCUGUCUCUUCUUCUCCAUGCAGUUGGAUUGGUAUCACAUGCAAUACUCGUCACGGAAGAGUCCAUUCCUUGAAUCUUGGUGGCAUGGAUCUUAAGGGUACCAUAUCUCCACAACUAGGAAAUCUCUCAUUCCUUGUUGAACUUGACCUCAGUGACAACGAUUUUCAUCAUCAAAUACCAAACGAGCUAGUUAAAUUGCGUAGAUUGGAACUACUCAAUUUGAGCUGCAAUGACUUUCAUGGGCAAGUUCCAACAGGGAUAGGAGGUUUAUCUUCACUUGAGAAACUAAAUCUUCGAAAUAAUAGUCUUAAUGGAAUUAUUCCACCAUCUCUAUUCAAUCUGACAAUGUUAGAGACAUUGGAUUGGAAUUUUAAUUACAUUGAAGGGACCUUUCUGCUUGAGGUGGGAAGACUUGAGAAAUUGACCAUUUUACGUCUUGCGGGUAACAAGCUUUCAGGAAAUAUUCCCCGAACAAUUUCCAACUUAUCUUCACUUGAGUUAUUGAGUUUGUCUUAUAACAAUUUGUCAGGGAGCAUCCCAAGUGAGAUUGGGAAUCUUUCACAAUUGAAGAAAUUGUAUCUUGGAAAUAAUCAACUUGUUGGUUCAAUACCAUCUUCAUUAUUCAACAAUUCAAUGCUGCAAGGCUUUGCGCUUGGAAUAAAUAACUUAUCUGGCAGUCUCCCAACAAAUUUGUGUGUUGGGCUUCCAAAGCUACAAAUAUUUUAUGUGAAUGGAAAUGAUUUGGAUGGCGAAAUACCCUCUGCUUGGCAUCAAUGCACAGAAUUAUUAGAAUUAAAAUUGGGGCAUAACAAAUUCAACAGAGGAAACAUACCAACUGGUAUUGGAAAUCUGACCAAACUUCAGUUGCUAUAUCUUCACAGCAGCAACCUGCAAGGAAUCCUUCCAAGUGAGAUUGGAAAUUUGACAAACCUCGAAAUUCUUGUUCUUCACUUCAACAAUUUGCAAGGUUUUAUACCCAAAGGGAUAGGCAAACUUGAUAAACUUAAUGUCUUAGGCUUGGACUCUAAUUAUUUGCAAGGACCUAUUCCUUCAAAUAUAUUCAAUAUUUCGACAUUGAGAAUCUUAAGCCUUGGCGGUAAUUCCCUCUCCGGCCUUCUCCCGUCAUAUUUAGGAAUUGACCUUCCCAACCUGGAGACCUUAUCGCUGGAUGCAAAUGAUCUAAUUGGACAAAUUCCAAACAGCAUAUCAAAUGCUUCUAAGCUCAUUGAGUUAGAUUUGUCAUUGAAUAAGUUUAGCGGAGCUAUACCCCAUCAAGUUGGAAAUUUAAAAAAUUUGAUCAAUUUAGCUUUGCAUGGGAAUAAUUUGACUGGGUUGAUUCCAAAUGCAAUUAGUAAAUUACAUAGUCUUCAACGUUUAAGUCUCAACAACAAUAGAUUGCAAGGGUCCAUUAUAAAUGACUUUUGUCAACUAGAAAGGCUAAGUGAGUUGAAUCUUGCAAACAAUAUGUUUACGGGGGCAAUUCCAGAAUGUUUUGGGAAUACUUCUUUGCGACAGUUGAAUUUUAGCUUUAACAAAUUGAUUUCUCAUAUACCAUCUUCUCUUUGGAGUCUCAAAGAUAUUUUGGUUUUAGACAUAUCUUCCAAUGCAUUGAGUGGAAUAAUUUCACCAGAGAUAUCAAACUUGAGGGCAAUUAUACUAUUGAAUUUGUCAAGAAACCAAAUUUUAGGAAGCAUCCCUGCAACUAUGGGUGAGUUGACAACUUUGCAAGACCUAGCUUUGGCUCACAACAAAUUACAAGGGCCUAUACCUAGAUGGCUAAGUGGCAUGAUAAGUAUUGAGUCAAUAGAUCUUUCUCAUAAUUACUUGUGUGGUAUGAUACCAAAGUCCUUAGAGUCACUACACUAUCUUAAAUCUAUUGAUCUUUCAUACAAUUUAUUGAAUGGAGAAAUUCCAAAUGGUGGUCCUUUUCAAAAUUUUACUGCUCAAUCUUUUAUGAUGAAUAAAGAUCUUUGUGGAAAACCCCAACUACAAGUCCGACCGUGUAGGAGAGGAAAGAAGCACAUAUCAAAUAAAGUAAUGUUGGUGAUAAAAUGCUCAAUGCCUAUCCUGGUUGUCAUUUUGGUUUUUAUAGGUAUUGUCUCUCUAAAGCAUAACAGAGAUGAUGCUAACUAUGCAACCAAUAGGGAUUUAACAAAUUUGGAUGCACCAACUAGGAUAUCCUAUUAUGACCUUCUACAAGGAACAAAUGGAUUUGAUGAGGGUAAUCUUCUUGGCUCUGGGAGUUUUGGAUCAAUAUAUAAAGCAAUUCUUCCAAAUGAAAAGAUAGUUGCUGUCAAAGUAUUUGACAUAGACAUGGAAGAAGCAUCGAGAAGUUUUGAUAUUGAAUGUGCUGCUAUGUGCAAUUUGCGACAUCACAAUCUUAUUAAGAUUAUCAGUAGUUGCUCUAAUGAUGAUUUCAAGUCUCUAAUCAUGGAAUUCAUGUCAAAUGGAAGUCUUCAUAGAUGGUUGUACUCUCAUAACUACUGUUUAGAUAUCCUGCAAAGGUUGAAUAUAAUGGUUGAUGUGGCAGCUGCAUUAGAGUAUCUUCAUCAUGGUACUUUAACUCCAAUUGUUCAUUGUGACAUAAAACCAAGUAAUAUUUUGUUGGAUGAAGACAUGGUGGCUCAUCUAAGUGAUUUUGGUAUAGCUAAACUAUUAAGUGAAGAACAGUUGGAAAUUCAUACAAAAACAUUGGCUACAGUUGGCUAUAUGGCACCAGAGUAUGGAUCAAAAGGAGUGGUUUCUUUCAAAGGAGAUGUGUAUAGCUAUGGCAUUGUUCUAAUGGAGAUGUUUACGAGGAAGAAGCCAACCGACGAAAUGUUUGUUGAAGGCCUUGGUUUAAAAGAUUGGGUUAGCAAGUCAACACGACAUUCAAUCAUCAAUAUUCUAGAUGUCAAUUUGCUGCAUCAAGGAAAUCCAAAUAUCAGCAAUAUAUUACCACAUAUAUCAUCAAUUUUUGAUUUGGCAUUAAGUUGUUGCACCGAAUUACCUGAGGCUCGAAUUACGAUGACUGAUGUUGUAGUCUCAUUAAAAAAGAUAAGGUCAUAUUUACGUAAAAUACUAGAGACGUGCCACUAGUUAAAUAAUCUCUGUGUUGAAGUUUUAGUUACUGUUUCCUUUAUCUUUUGAUUUAUUUUGUCUAUAAGACAUGUCGUAUGUUAAAAUGGCGAUUAUUUAUAUGUUUGUUAUAUUAAUAUAUAAAGGCUCUACCUUUUUCAUGUCUUGAA